AUGAGCGACGACUUCGUACGUCUCGUGUCUCAAGCGAACCCUGCGUCUCGCCAAUAUCAGCCUGCCAACAACGGCUAUCCUCCCUCUACCUCCGCAUCUCAUCACCCACACUCCGAACAGGCGUUGGACCCUUUCUUCGAUGACGAAGACGAGGAUGACUUCCUGGACUCCGCCUUUGGUCGACCUGCUGCCAUGCAAUCGAAAGAGAGCGGGUUUCCACUAACUCAAGCUGCUGCUCCUCCGGCUGGGUCUGGAAACUCUCAGCUGAGCCUCCCUGCUGCUAUACAAUCAGAUUGGUCCUUUGACGAUGAACCGACUCCCCUACCUAUAUCUUCGGUACCGUUUCAUGGCUCUGCUUCUACUACUUCACAGAAGCAUCGCAAACGACCGUCGCAAUCAUUUAGGAAGCGAUGGAAAUGGCCUUGGCAGAAGAAGGAGCAGGUUCUGACAGGAGAGAGAGUAGUUGUCCUGAAUAGCCACUUGGCAAAUGCCGAGUUCUGCUCGAAUUACGUCUCCACCACCAAAUACAACGCGUUGACCUUUGUCCCCAAGUUUUUAUACGAGCAGUUUUCGAAAUAUGCAAAUCUAUUCUUCUUGUUCACAGCGUUGAUUCAACAAAUACCUGGGGUAUCACCGACGGGCCGCUAUACCACUAUCGUGCCGUUGGCAGUUGUGCUCUUGGCAUCCGCUUUUAAGGAGACCCAGGAGGACCUGAAAAGACACCAGUCUGAUUCUGAGCUCAAUGCCCGUAAGUCGAAAGUUCUGACUCCGGAGGGUACAUUUGCGGAAAAGAAGUGGAAGGACAUAGAGGUUGGCGAUGUUUUAAGAUUGGAAAAUGACGAUUUCAUUCCCGCCGAUGUAAUCCUGCUCAGCUCAAGCGAACCCGAAGGAUUCUGUUACAUUGAAACGUCCAAUCUCGACGGCGAAACUAAUCUUAAGAUUAAACAAGCUUCACCGCAGACCUCCUACCUGAUUUCUCCACACUUGGUGACCGUCCUCCAUGGAAGCCUCCAUUCGGAACAUCCCAACAACCAUCUGUACACGUACGAAGGUACUAUCGAGCUCACAACCAAUGACGGUUUACCAAAACAGGUGCCUCUGGGACCGGAUCAACUGUUGCUCAGGGGUGCACAACUGAGGAAUACGACAUGGGCUUACGGUCUUGUUGUCUUCACCGGACAUGAGACCAAACUGAUGCGAAACGCCACCGCCGCACCAAUAAAGAGGACCGCUGUAGAACGGCAGGUCAAUGUCCACAUUGUCUUCCUGUUUGUGUUGUUGUUGGCGCUGUCAUUAGGGUCGACCAUUGGAAGCAGUAUAAGAACGUGGUUCUUCUCGAGCCAACAAUGGUAUCUAUAUGAGACGUCGUCAAUUGCUGGACGAGCCAAGAACUUUAUUGAAGAUAUUCUGACGUUCAUCAUUCUGUACAAUAACCUCAUCCCCAUUUCACUAAUCGUCACUAUGGAGGUCGUAAAGUUCUGGCAAGCACAGCUCAUCAACUCCGACCUUGACAUGUAUUACGCGCGGACAGACACACCGGCACUUUGUCGGACAUCCUCACUCGUGGAAGAACUCGGCCAAAUUGAGUAUAUUUUCAGCGACAAGACAGGCACAUUGACGUGCAACGAGAUGGAAUUCCGUUGCUGCAGCAUAGCCGGGAUCGCUUACGCAGAUGUGGUUGACGAGAGUAAACGCGGUGAUUCUGAAGACGGGAAGGAUGGUUGGCGAACAUUCGCUCAGAUGAAGACGUUGCUGAGUGCUAGCGAGAAUCCUUUUACGGAUGUUCCUUCGGAAGCAAACGCCGAACGCGAGACUGUCCAUGAAUUCCUCACCCUAUUGGCUGUCUGUCAUACCGUUAUUCCCGAGGUUCGCGAUGGCAAGAUGCACUACCAAGCUAGUAGUCCUGACGAGGCAGCGCUUGUGGCUGGUGCGGAGCUAUUGGGAUAUCAGUUCCAUACUCGAAAGCCAAAGUCUGUUUUCGUGAACAUUAGUGGCGCAGCUCAAGAAUACCAGAUCUUGAACAUCUGUGAAUUCAAUUCAACGCGGAAGCGGAUGUCCACGAUUGUCCGUUGUGCAGACGGGAAGAUCAAAUUAUUCUGCAAGGGUGCUGAUACGGUUAUCUUGGAACGCUUGGGCGAGAAGCAGCCCUAUACAGAGAAGACAUUACUCCAUCUUGAGGACUAUGCAACUGAAGGUCUUCGGACGCUCUGUAUAGCAUUUCGUGACGUCUCGGAGGCGGAAUACCAACAAUGGUCGACCAUCUAUGACCAAGCGGCAGCUACGAUCAAUGGCCGUGGCGAAGCGUUGGACGGAGCAGCAGAACUUAUUGAGAAGGACAUGUUCUUGUUAGGCGCGACCGCCAUUGAGGACAAGCUUCAGGAUGGUGUUCCUGAUACUAUCCACACGCUCCAGAUGGCAGGCAUUAAAGUCUGGGUCUUGACUGGUGAUCGACAGGAAACUGCGAUCAAUAUUGGCAUGUCGUGCAGGCUCAUUUCUGAGUCAAUGAACUUGGUCAUCGUGAACGAGGAGACAAUGCCUGACACACGGGAUUUUCUGACCAAGAGGUUAUCUGCUAUCAACAAUCAGCGCAACACUGGCGAACUUGAAGAUCUUGCACUUGUCAUCGACGGCAAGAGUCUUGGUUUUGCGUUGGAGAAGGAGAUUUCCUCGACAUUCCUCGAACUCGCCAUCAUGUGCAAGGCAGUUAUCUGCUGUCGUGUCUCCCCCCUUCAGAAGGCUCUUGUGGUCAAAUUGGUGAAAAAGAACCAGAAAGCUAUACUCUUGGCUAUAGGAGAUGGUGCUAACGAUGUCAGCAUGAUCCAAGCUGCGCAUGUUGGCGUAGGCAUUUCCGGCGUAGAGGGCUUACAAGCUGCUCGGUCUGCGGACGUAUCGAUAUCUCAGUUCCGAUUCCUGAAGAAAUUGCUCCUGGUGCACGGUUCUUGGAGCUACCAGCGGCUAUCCAAACUGCUUCUAUUCUCCUUCUACAAGAAUAUUGUGCUCUACAUGACGCAGUUCUGGUUCUCCUUCUUCAAUAACUUCUCUGGCCAAGUCGCAUACGAGUCAUGGACACUGUCGAUGUACAACGUUGUUUUUACUGUCCUCCCACCUCUUGUCAUUGGUGUUUUCGAUCAGUUUGUGUCUGCACGGAUACUGGACCGUUAUCCGCAGUUAUACAUGUUGGGUCAGAAGAACGCAUUCUUUACGAAGACUGCGUUCUGGCUGUGGGUUGCGAAUGCGUUAUAUCACAGUAUUAUCCUCUUCGGAUUUUCCAUUAUCCUGUUCUGGGGCGAUCUCAAGCAGGCUACUGGCUAUGACUCAGGUCUAUGGUUCUGGGGUACAAUGCUUUAUCUUUCCGUCCUACUCACAGUUCUCGGUAAAGCGGCGCUGGUAUCCGACUUGUGGACCAAGUAUACUGUGGCAGCCAUUCCCGGUUCGUUUGCGUUCACGAUGGUCUUCCUCCCCUUGUAUGCCGUUGUCGCUCCUGCUAUCGGCUUCUCGACAGAAUAUCGAGGGCUUGUACCCCGACUGUGGUCCGAUGCGGUGUUCUAUUUCAUGCUAAUCUUGGUGCCCAUAUUCUGCCUAACGAGAGAUUUCGCAUGGAAAUACUAUCGCCGAACAUAUCACCCUGAGACCUAUCACAUUGCACAGGAGAUCCAAAAGUACAAUAUCCCUGACUACCGUCCUCGUCAAGAACAGUUCCAGAAGGCGAUCAAGAAGGUUCGUGCCGUGCAACGCAUGCGGCGUAAUAGAGGGUUCGCGUUCAGUCAGACGGAGAACGCAGCGAGGCAAGACCAGGCACGGAUGAUUAGAGCUUAUGAUACGUCCAAGGCAGGCGCACGGCCUACAGGCUACUGA
This is a messenger RNA of Sparassis crispa, 3855 nucleotides long. Its product is annotated as Probable phospholipid-transporting ATPase. The coding region runs from base 1 to 3855 and encodes 1284 amino acids. Gene Ontology annotation, biological process: post-Golgi vesicle-mediated transport; phospholipid translocation; endocytic recycling. The transcript has 22 exons. Gene Ontology annotation, molecular function: ATP binding; ATPase-coupled intramembrane lipid carrier activity; magnesium ion binding. The record is from RefSeq and is a predicted model, not a curated record. Gene Ontology annotation, cellular component: plasma membrane. NCBI's taxonomy places the organism in Eukaryota, Fungi, Basidiomycota, Agaricomycetes, Polyporales, Sparassidaceae.